Molecule: messenger RNA, 1359 nt
Organism: Prorocentrum cordatum
Lineage: Eukaryota; Dinophyceae; Prorocentrales; Prorocentraceae
Source: the annotation of a GenBank genome assembly
AUGGUCUUCGGCUCUGCCCCGGCGCUCCUUGCGACGCUCUUGGCCGCAGGGCACUCUGCGGAGGCUGGCCAGGUGUGCAGACCAACCCCAGACUGCUUCGACGGCCGCUGCCUCGGCACGCCCGUGGAGUUCUUGCCGGUGGACCUCCAGCUCGACAGCUGGACCGGUCUGAGCUACGUCCGGUCCAACACGUCCGUGCGUGCCCACUCCCUGGUGCAGAAGGACUUCGGCAUCUUCCUGCACGGGCCCAAGCUCCGGCCUAAGCAGCGGAAGCCAGGGCACUAUGCGCCGCCGCUGUACGUCUCGGGCUCGCUGGUGGACAAGAUCUGGCGCAUCGACGAUAUCCAGACUGCUCCAGCCGGCGCCGUGGCUGCCAGCAUGAAGUUCGUCUCCUGGGCCAGCGCGCCCUCCACGAUGUGGUUCGUGCCGCCCGCGCGCGAUGGCGGGCCAGAGAGGUUCUUAGUUGCCGAAGGGAAUCCGUUUUUCCUGAACCCUGGGAACCAUACCUCAGAGAUGUGGGCCGGCGGCGUGGACCUGGUGGACGAGGAGAAGUGCACCACCCUCUUCCCGGUCAGCGCCUUGGACAGGUUCGCGGGCAAGGUGGUAAACACCGUGGAGUGCCAUGCUUCCGGUUAUUGUUUUUUCUCAGUCUGGAAGUUCUACGACGAUUCACUGCCUUCGAAUGACGAUUGCCUUUACUGGUGCCAGACGAGCUCGCCGGACGACCCCACUACUUGCACCCAGUCGGGAAUCUUGACCGACGAGAGCGGCAAGCAGAUUUGCCACGUUAGCGGCACGGGAGCCGUGCACGGGUUCAUGCUCGGAAAGACUGACGUGAACAACAGCAAUUCGUUUGACAUGUUGUUGCUCUACACAGGUAAGGGCACUUUCGACACAGGCGAGUCCCACAUGGAGAUGUUGAAGAUUGUCGUGAGCAAUGACGGGGCACCCAAAACCGUUUCGCGCCGAGCAUGGGGUACCGACUUGACGAACAAGUCAAUCCAAGUAGGCCACGACGUGGGUUGCGACCACGCGUGGACGGAUGACGACGGGAAGUACAUAUGGGUCGGGUCUUUCAGGGAGAAGAACGACGGUGUCCACAUGAUGGACUACGACACAGGGAAGUUAGUUCACUCGAUCCACGGCAUAUCAAGCGUCAUCCCGAACAGCAAGUACACUUACGUUUCCGGGAUCGACGGCACCGGUAGUUGGGGGAAGCCUGGAUCUGUCUUGGCCGUCGCCACGUGCCAGAAGUACGGAACGCAGUUGACUGGAGGCGAGAGCGCCAUGCUCCUCAUCAACAUUUCCCAGGGUGUUACCGCGGCCCCUGCACAUGUGACGACCGAGCUCAUCGUGUGA